AUGAAAUGGAUUGGAUUCCGGUAUGAUAUAAAGACAGUCCCAAAAAGUAUGGACGCACUUUGAUUUCGCUGUAAAUAAUUCACAAGUGUUAGAUAUUCAAAUUUUAUUCGAUAUACUGAUAAUAUUAGACUACAACAACAGAAUAUUAUUCUCAACAUUUGCUACUUAGCCAUUGUAGAGUAACUGGUGCACCUUCUUGCGAACGUUCCUCAUUAAUUUCCGUACAGACUUCUUGGCGGCAGUUUUUUUGACUUUUUGCUGGCUAUUCUUUUUAAUUUCGGCCUUUAGCUCAGCAAAAAUCGAUUCUGUUCUCUCUGCGAUAGAUGCAAAUGCGCUUCCAAACAAAGAAACCGAGUCGCGGAAACGAGCAAGUUUUAUCAGUUUACAAAACUCGUCACAUAUCCAAAACAGGUUGAGAUUUUCGUCCAAAACCUUUAGAAACGGUUUGUUGAGUUUUGCGCAUUUCAUAUGUACCAAAUGAUGGCAAAAACCCGAACACUCAACGAAAUCUUCCUCCGAUUUUACAGUUUUGGCACACAAGCAUUAGCCAUAGUGAACAAAUCACAGGAUGCCGACAGUGAAAUUCAGAUGGCGCUUCGGUCGGAUGAGAAAGAGUGUGGAACUGAGUAUCUUGAUAAAACGAUAGGCGCCACUUCGCGAUACGAUAGCAAAAAAAUCGGCAACGAAACUGACCGAAAAACACCACAAAUUAUCUUUACUCCACCACGACACAAAAAACUGUCCAAGUCAAGUAACGCAGGGAAUAAAAACAAAUAAAAACCACUAUAAAUUAAUUAAAAGUGCUCAGUGCGUCGAUCACACAAACAAUGGCGGUACGUUGUUUACAAACGAUGUAUUUCAAUAAUAAAAAAAAUUAGAAACCACAUAAACUUUGAACAAAAUUUUUCCUCCCCCCACGAAGACUUUCAUAAAAGUUCGGUCUUUUACAGGCGCGUAUACAGGGGGGUGUUUUAGGGGUUCAAACCCCCUCCGAAACUCAAAAAAGUAUGAUAUUAUGUAAACUCUUUUUUUCAAAUAAGUAAAAAAUAAAAUGAAUAAUUUUCAACAAACGACUCCACAAUAAAAAAAAUUCAAAUAAUUAUAUAAAAAGUUCCAUUUGUAUGGAAAUUGAUCAACAUGUUCUGAAACACCCCCCGAAAUUUUUUUCUGGGUACGCGCCUGGUCUUUUAUCAAGCGAAAACGAUAUAAAAUUCACAUCUUCAGACACUUCCUAUGCUUUUCUCGCUUAGCUAAAAUCUACGGAAUGGGCAUUUUGGCAAUCUGCCAUCGCUGUAUGCGACGGUAAUUUCUACGAUGACAAUGUAAGAGUUGUUUGACAGAACUGCUGUUAGUAUCGUUUAACAUGGCCCACUUGGAUCCAACUUGAAUGAACACGAAAGAAUUACGCAUUUCUAGGCAACAACCAAAACGACCCAUUCAGAAGAAGACUGAGCCUGCUUUGCUAAGUCAUGGUCGAUCCACAAUCUAGCAUCCAACUAAGCAUACCCCAAUCGAUUUCGAGUUUUCUUUUAUUUGUUCUAUUCGCCGGGUCACUGAUAACCACAAACCCGCACCCUCAAACCUGCGUUUAAUGUCAUCACAUUCAGCAAUCAGCAUUGAAACCGUAUCUUCCAGUACAGAUACAGACGGGCUUCCAAGUCUAGUAUAGUAUAUAAAGUAUGUUUCGCUACGGUCGCAUUCAGUUUUUGGACAAACAGCCCGAGUUCCGUUUUUUUGCUAGCCGAUUGCGAAGACAUUAUUUCGCUGAAUUUGAUUGGAAAACGUUUCGGUUUGAAAAAAAAAAUAAACGAACUACUAAUGGCACCGGAGGAAAUUGCUGAUCAGCUUCCCGUGGUCUCCAGCCAACGGUUGCUACUGGAAUUGAUACGAGCAGAGUUGAAUACGGACGAUCACACGCUAGAAAUCACGGUCGGUUCCAAGAAAGGAGACAACUACAAUUGUUUGAUCUAUCGGGCCCAGGCCACUUGCAGGCGAUCGGGUAAGCAAGUCAGCAUUAUAGCAAAACUUCCACCCCAAAAUGAAGCACGACGGAAGCAAUUUUUCGUACGUCACUGUUACGAACGGGAGAUCAGUGUUUACGAAGAGAUUUUUCCCAUGAUGAGGGAAUUUUAUCGUUCGAAAGGAUUGAACCGGGAAGAUUCGUUCCAUCAGGUUCCGCAUUGUCUCAGGAGUAGUUUCGUUGACCAUGAGGAAGCUAUUUUCAUGCGGGAUUUAAAAGCUGAAGGUUUUCGAAUGGUCGAUCGUCACCGGGAUAUGAGUUUGGAACAUUAUCAGCUGAUGUUGAAGGCUUUGGCUCAUCUGCAUGCGACUUCUUUUGCUCUGAAGGAUCAACAAUCGGAGAAGUUUGAGCGAUUCAGAAGUAUGAAGGAAAUUUUAGCUCUCCCGGAGGCUCAUGCACUGAUGGGACCGUGGUACACUCAAAUGGCCGCCAGAACCAUGGAACUUUUGGAUGAACAGAAGGAACCUGAAGUUUAUCAGAAAACCAAAAAGGUGUUGACUCUUUCGUGGCCGGAGUUGGCCCGAGAUUUACUCAACGGUCAGAAUGCCGAGCCGUACGCGGUUCUUUCACACGGCGACUGUUGGCAUAAUAAUCUACUUUACAAAUAUGAGGAUGAUAACGCAGUUGACAUCCGCCUGUUGGACUGGCAAUGCUGUCGAUAUGUCUCACCGGUUGUGGAUCUAAUGUACUUUAUAUUCCUCGCUUCCAGUAAAGCCUUCCGGGACCAAUAUUACGAUCAAUUGUUGGACUUCUACCAUCGCACCCUGUCGGAUUUUAUACGACGGCUUGGAUCCGAUCCCGAACGUCUAUUUCCUCGGAAGGCAUUCGACCAGCAGCUGCUCCGUUUCGGUCGUAUUGGCCUAAUUAUGACUACCAUAGGGCUCCCAAUCAUAACCGUCAAGAACGAAGAUGUGCCCGAUUUGGAACAAUUUGCUGAACAAGUUGGAACCGGAUUCGAUGUAAGCAAAAGUUUCGGAUCUGUUGACAUGGAGGUAAUCUACCGACAAAACAUGACGGACUGCUGUCGGGACAUGUUACGAUUGGGAUACAUUUAAAC
Malaya genurostris is the source of this 3077-nucleotide messenger RNA. RefSeq lists its product as uncharacterized. The coding region runs from base 1819 to 3075 and encodes 418 amino acids. The record is from RefSeq and is a predicted model, not a curated record. Lineage: Eukaryota; Metazoa; Arthropoda; Insecta; Diptera; Culicidae. The transcript has 2 exons.